AUGGCGGGCAACGACAACUGGAUCAACAGCUACCUCGACGCCAUCCUAGACGCCGGAAAGGCCGCCAUCGGCGGCGACCGGCCCUCCCUCCUCCUCCGCGAGCGCGGCCAUUUCUCCCCUGCGCGCUACUUCGUCGAGGAGGUCAUCACCGGCUACGAUGAGACCGACCUCUACAAGACAUGGCUACGCGCGAACGCCAUGCGGAGCCCGCAGGAGAGGAACACGCGGCUCGAGAACAUGACGUGGAGGAUCUGGAACCUUGCAAGGAAGAAGAAGGAGUUCGAGAAAGAAGAAGCUUGUCGUUUGUCAAAACGCCAGCCAGAAACUGAGAAAACACGAGCUGAUGCUACUGCAGAUAUGUCUGAAGAUCUCUUUGAAGGAGAAAAGGGAGAAGAUGCUGGUGAUCCAUCUGUUGCAUAUGGGGACAGCACCACAGGGAGCUCACCUAAGACAAGUUCAAUUGACAAGCUAUACAUAGUAUUGAUCAGUCUACAUGGUCUGGUCCGUGGUGAGAAUAUGGAGCUUGGACGAGAUUCAGAUACGGGUGGCCAGGUCAAAUAUGUGGUUGAACUUGCUAAAGCACUAAGUUCAUCUCCUGGAGUUUACCGGGUUGAUCUGCUAACAAGACAAAUCUUAGCACCAAAUUUUGAUCGUAGUUAUGGCGAACCUGCAGAAAUAUUGGUUUCAACAAGUGGUAAAAAUUCUAAACAAGAAAAAGGAGAAAGUAGUGGCGCAUAUAUAAUUCGGAUACCGUUUGGUCCAAAAGAUAAGUAUCUAGCUAAAGAACAUCUAUGGCCUUUCAUUCAAGAAUUUGUUGAUGGUGCACUCAGCCAUAUUGUGAGGAUGUCAAAAGCCAUAGGUGAAGAAACUGGCCGCGGGCAUCCAGUAUGGCCUGCUGUGAUUCAUGGGCAUUAUGCCAGUGCAGGAAUUGCUGCUGCGUUACUUUCUGGUGCACUUAACCUUCCUAUGGCGUUCACAGGACAUUUUCUUGGGAAAGAUAAAUUGGAAGGGCUUCUCAAACAAGGGAGACAAACUAGGGAACAGAUAAAUAUGACAUACAAAAUAAUGUGCCGAAUUGAGGCAGAGGAGCUAUCUCUUGACGCAUCUGAGAUUGUCAUUGCAAGCACUAGGCAAGAAAUAGAAGAGCAGUGGAACUUGUAUGAUGGUUUUGAGAUUAUACUUGCAAGGAAGCUCCGAGCCAGAGUUAAACGUGGUGCUAAUUGUUAUGGCCGUUUUAUGCCUCGUAUGGUUAUAAUUCCUCCUGGAGUUGAAUUUGGUCACAUUAUUCACGAUUUUGAUAUGGAUGGUGAAGAAGAGAAUCCAUCCCCAGCAUCUGAGGAUCCACCUAUUUGGUCUCAGAUAAUGCGCUUCUUUACAAAUCCUAGGAAGCCUAUGAUUCUAGCUGUUGCUCGCCCCUAUCCUGAGAAGAAUAUUACUACGCUUGUAAAAGCAUUUGGUGAAUGUCGGCCACUAAGGGAGCUUGCAAACCUUACAUUGAUAAUGGGUAACCGUGAAGCUAUAUCUAAGAUGCACAAUAUGAGUGCUGCUGUCUUGACAUCAGUGCUUACAUUGAUUGAUGAAUAUGACCUGUAUGGUCAAGUGGCAUACCCCAAGCAUCAUAAGCACUCGGAAGUUCCUGACAUUUAUCGUUUAGCUGCAAGAACAAAGGGGGCUUUUGUAAAUGUAGCUUACUUCGAACAAUUUGGAGUUACUCUGAUUGAGGCUGCUAUGAAUGGUUUGCCUAUAAUUGCGACAAAAAAUGGAGCCCCUGUUGAAAUUAAUCAGGUCCUGAACAAUGGCCUCCUUGUUGAUCCGCACGAUCAGAAUGCCAUUGCGGAUGCGCUAUAUAAACUUCUUUCUGACAAACAACUUUGGUCAAGGUGCAGAGAGAAUGGACUGACAAAUAUUCACCAAUUCUCGUGGCCUGAACAUUGCAAGAAUUACCUGUCAAGGAUAUUAACUCUUGGCCCAAGGUCUCCUGCUAUUGGUAACAGAGAGGAGCGGAGUAAUACACCUAUUUCAGGAAGGAGGCAUAUCAUUGUUAUUUCUGUAGACUCUGUUAACAAGGAAGAUCUAGUCAGGAUAAUCAGAAAUGCUAUUGAGGUCAUACAUACACAAAACAUGUCGGGUUCAACUGGUUUUGUGCUGUCAACUUCGCUGACAAUAUCAGAGAUACAUUCAUUGCUACUAUCUGGAGGCAUGCUUCCCACUGAUUUCGAUGCUUUCAUCUGCAAUAGUGGGAGUAACAUUUACUAUCCUUCAUAUUCCGGUGAAACCCCAAACAACUCCAAGAUUACAUUUGCAUUAGACCAAAAUCACCAGUCACAUAUCGAGUAUCGUUGGGGAGGAGAAGGACUAAGGAAAUAUCUUGUCAAGUGGGCCACUUCAAUGGUAGAAAGAAAGGGAAGGACAGAGAGGCAAAUUAUUUUUGAAGAUCCAGAACACUCUUCAGCCUAUUGUCUUGCAUUUAGAGUUGUUAAUCCCAAUCAUCUUCCUCCUUUAAAGGAGUUGAGGAAGUUGAUGAGAAUCCAAUCUCUCCGUUGCAAUGCAUUGUAUAACCACAGCGCUACCAGAUUAUCUGUAGUCCCUAUCCACGCAUCACGAUCUCAGGCUCUAAGGUACUUGUGUAUACGUUGGGGGAUAGAGGUGCCAAACGUUGCAGUCCUUGUGGGUGAAAGUGGCGAUUCGGAUUAUGAGGAACUGCUGGGGGGUCUCCAUAGGACCAUAAUCCUGAAGGGCGAGUUCAACACCCCAGCAAACAGGAUCCACACGGUGAGGAGAUACCCCUUACAGGAUGUCGUCGCACUCGACAGCUCCAACAUCAUCGGUGUCGAAGGUUACACCACGGAUGACUUGAAGUCUGCCCUGCAGCAGAUGGGUAUACUCGCACAAUAA
Messenger RNA from Miscanthus lutarioriparius, 2895 nucleotides. The record is from the annotation of a GenBank genome assembly. Lineage: Eukaryota; Viridiplantae; Streptophyta; Magnoliopsida; Poales; Poaceae.